CUUUUUUUGGACAAAUCUGGUUGUCGAAUCAUGAAAUGUCAUGCAGGCAGCAUCUGAAGAGGGCUACCCUUCCAUCUACCGCCUUUCGGUUAAGGCAAUCAUUCACAGUGCUAACAUAUUUGGAAGAUGGAAAAAUAUGUACUUUCGGCUUUGAUUUUCUUAAUUAUACCACUUUUAAUUCGCCCUAUCCUUGCUAGUGAAGAUCCUCUCUCUACCUAUUGUCGCCCAGAUUCCAGAACUUACACACCCAACAGCCUAUUUGAAAACCAUCUCAAGCUCCUUCUUGAGUACUCAUUGCCCUCCAAUACUUCGGUAACAGGUUUCUACGAAAACUCUACUGUGGAGGACCCAAAAGUCUACGGUCAAGCACUUUGUAGAGGGGAUGUCAACUCGACAGUUUGCCGGGAUUGCAUAAAGAAUGCAAGCCAAGAAAUCUUGAAGCAGUGUAAAAGUGAAGAGGCAACGAUUUGGUUUGAACUUUGUCAAGUUCGCUACUCCGGGCAGAGUUUCUCUCCCUUGAUGGUUUAUUUUGGAAAGUAUGCAGAGCACGAUUAUCUGGAGAAAAAUCUAUCAUUUAAUCCAGUUCAUUUUGAUCAAGUAUUAACGUACUUAAUGAAGAACAUCUCAAGUGAGGCUGCGUUUGAUCCUUUGAAACGCAUGUUUGCAACUGGGGAAAUUAAAUUUUCGAGGAAGGAAACAAUUUAUGGUCUUGUACAAUGUACUAGGGACAUCUCUAAUACUUCUUGUCAUAGUUGUCUGGUGCAGGCCUUGGGAGAUCUUCAUACAUGCUGCGAUUCACGCCAAGGUGGAAUCAUUGUUAGUGUGAAUUGUAAUGUGAGGUUUGAGCUACACCCAUUCUACAACGCCUCAAGUGUGCUCUUAACCUACCCAACAGGGCCUAAAUUGAAGACUUGGAUGAUGGUAGUGGUGGUUACGUGUAUCCCAAUAUCGGUUCUAGCAGUUCUUGUUGGGUCUUUUGCUGUUUAUAAUGGGAGGAAGAAGAGAACACAAAGAGUUGCCAUUACACAAGAUGGUGAAUUCGUGAGCGCUGAAGGACUGUCCUUCAUGGAUCUAUCGACAAUAUUAGCAGCUACAGACGACUUUUCAGAUUCAAAUAAGCUCGGAAAAGGUAGCUUUGGCACUGUCUACAAGGGUGUGCUGCCAGAUGGUAGGGAAGUAGCAGUCAAAAGGCUGUCAAGGAAGUCAUGGCAGGGCUUAGAGGAACUUAAAAACGAGGUCAUACUUAUUGCAAAACUUCAACACAGAAACCUUGUGAAGCUUUUGGGAUGUGGCAUAAAGGGAGAGGAAAAGCUGCUUGUCUAUGAAUUCAUGCCUAAUAGAAGCCUUGACUUCUUUAUCUUCGAGUCAGAAAAACGUAGUCAGCUUGAUUGGAAGACAUACUAUAACAUCAUUACUGGUAUUGCUAGAGGACUUCUUUAUCUUCACGAAGAUUCCCGUCUUAAAAUCAUUCACCGGGAUUUAAAGCCCAGCAAUGUAUUGUUGGACCAUGAAAUGGUUGCAAAAAUUUCAGAUUUUGGCAUGGCAAGAAUCUUUGGUGAAAACCAAUACUCAGCUAACACUCGAAGAGUUGUUGGAACAUAUGGAUACAUGGCUCCCGAAUAUGCAAUGGAAGGACUAUUUUCUGUAAAAUCUGAUGUCUUCAGCUUUGGCGUGAUAUUACUUGAGAUUAUUAGUGGGAAGAAAAAUAGCAGAUUCUACCUCACAGAGCAUGCGCAGACACUCCUUGCAUAUGCAUGGAGACUAUGGAAUGAAGGAAAAGAGUUGGAAUUUGUAGACCCUUCAUUGAUGGAAUCAUGCUUGACUACAGAAGUUGUAAAAUGCAUGCAUAUCGGGCUUUUGUGUGUGCAAGAGGAUCCAACAGAUAGACCCACAAUCUCAUCUGUCCUACUUUUCUUGGGAAACGAAUCACUAUCUCUUCCUUCGCCGAAACAACCUGUAUUUGUUGUGGCUCGAGUCAUUCAGACUGAUCAAAUUCUCACAACAAAUCCUUCUGUAAAUCAGCUUACUGUUUCCAGUCCUUCACCUCGAUGACUAUUGAUCACAAGAUUACCCCCCUCCGUCUUAUAUAUCACACUAAGAAACUUAAAUUUUAUCAUAAUUCUUGUAAAAUGGGAAAUGGUUCAUGUUAUAUGUUA
Messenger RNA from Alnus glutinosa, 2156 nucleotides. Its product is annotated as cysteine-rich receptor-like protein kinase 25. The record is from RefSeq and is a predicted model, not a curated record. Gene Ontology annotation, molecular function: ATP binding; protein kinase activity. The coding region runs from base 127 to 2052 and encodes 641 amino acids. Gene Ontology annotation, biological process: protein phosphorylation. The transcript is spliced from 7 exons. NCBI's taxonomy places the organism in Eukaryota, Viridiplantae, Streptophyta, Magnoliopsida, Fagales, Betulaceae.